AGUGUAUGUUCCCUCAACAUUCACACUUCACUCUCUUCCACUUCAGUCCUCGUCUUUGAGCUUUCAGUCUCAGCUGAGUCCGUAAGAUCAGGAGCUAAGAUGACUUUCUACAAUGACAUUUACCCAUUCUACCCUCUACAAAGGACCUCGUUCAUCUUCAGUGGGCGCUUGCUCACCAUUAUUCUGGUCUUCCUUGUGCUAGCAGUCAGUCUUCUUCUCAUUCUGCCAGGGAUACGAGGGAAGUCGCGGCUGUUCUGGAUGUUUAGAAUAAUUAUCAGCCUGUUCAUAGGUGCGGUGAUUGUGGCGCUCAACUUUACUAGCGACUGGGCUGAGGCCAGAAUGACCACUAAUGCCACCUACAAGUCUUUCAGCAACGCAGUGAUUAACGCAGAGAUCGGCCUGCACGUUGGACUGUACGGCAUUAACGUUACACUGAAGGGAAAUCCUGUUGUACAGUUCAAUGAGACCAUUGACUACAAUGAGAUAUUCAGCCUUCAUGACACCAUUGAAGAAGAGUAUGAGGAAGCUCUGGAGAAAGGUUUACCCAAUCCCAUCCUGUACAUUGCUGAGAAAUUCACCCUCAGCAGCCCAUGUGGACUCAUCUUUCAGUACAGAUACUCUGGACGAUACGCCUCUGCAACUCUCUGGACUGCCUUUUGCUGCUGGAUUCUUGCCAAUAUCCUGUUCUCCAUGCCGGUCAUUCUGUAUGCCGGGUACAUGAUGAUGGCCACCGCUGCCUUCAUCUUCUUCUCCAUGGCUUCCUUCUCCACCAUCAUGAAUGUGCCACAGUGUGUUUUCUCCAUAGGAACUGACUCCUUUGAAACACAGUACAGCCAUUCGUUCUGGCUGGCUCUGGCUACAGGUAUCCUGUGCACUGUCAUUGGGAUUCUGGUGGUGAUGUUCAACUUCAUGAUACCAGAGAAGAUAAGAGAGGCUUUCAGUGUUGGUGUCGACAGUUAUGAAGAUGAGGAGGUUUCUUACGGGGAGGGCUACUUGAAUUCAAUUUUCCUUGAUGGAGUGACAAUUUCACCACUGACAUCAAAAAACUCCACGGAACAUAUAUGAAGCCAUCCAGGUUUCCCUCAGGGAGCAUUUCCAGCCAGUACUUGAAGAGAUUUUGCUGAAUGUGUUACAGAUGGGAGUGUCUAAAUUUACUUGUAAUGUGUGUGAGCCUGUGAGUGUUAUGUGUUAAUUUAACUGUAAAUACUUGGAUUUGUGAAGUUUAUCGUCAUGUAGCAGUGGUUGUAAAUACAAUAUAUAAAGUUGUAUGGGAGCCAUACAGUGUGUAUAUACACUGAUCAAUAUUGAUUAUAGGUCUGUCACUGUUCAGCUCCUUAGGCUGAUUUUGAUUACUUUGGUGUUUGAUAGCCUCUGCAGGAUUUCUUGCAUUUGUGCAUACUUUCUGAGCACUGUCAGUUGCAGUUUCCUGCUUUCACAGCCUCCGAGGUCCAAACAAAUGUGA
Toxotes jaculatrix (banded archerfish) is the source of this 1462-nucleotide messenger RNA. RefSeq names its product dual oxidase 2 (gene duoxa). Gene Ontology annotation, biological process: protein transport. Lineage: Eukaryota; Metazoa; Chordata; Actinopteri; Toxotidae. The record is from RefSeq and is a predicted model, not a curated record. The transcript is spliced from 8 exons. Gene Ontology annotation, cellular component: endoplasmic reticulum membrane. The coding region runs from base 100 to 1065 and encodes 321 amino acids.